Lachancea sp. 'fantastica' is the source of this 1878-nucleotide messenger RNA. The record is from the annotation of a GenBank genome assembly. NCBI's taxonomy places the organism in Eukaryota, Fungi, Ascomycota, Saccharomycetes, Saccharomycetales, Saccharomycetaceae.
AUGAUCCAGUAUUCAACAACAUAUUUAACCAUAACUCAAAUGAUAAAUAUCCAGGUUCGAUGCCAUUCGACUUCCACCCAUAUUGAACUCAUUGGGUACACUGUCGUCGUUGCACAUGACGUACUAUUUCAAGUUAUGUUUAAUUACCAUCUGAAAAAUUUGGACCAAUUCAAUCAUGAAAUACCGUCUAAAAUCGCUCCCGUUAUCCAUUAUUCUGGGCCAGUUAAGAUCUUCGUUAAAGCUCCAAUGUUGAGACACACGGCCAAGAGACAUCUCAAGCUUUUUUCCAGAGCGAAACUCUCCCGGGAAGCUUUUCUAGGCGCCCAAAACGGCGUGUCUGCUGCUCUGCGCAUCAACCAGAUUCAAAAGUCGAAUGUGCUCAAUUACUCCACCAAAAUACAACCAAGACUUACUGCUGAAUCAUAUCCCAACUUAAAACGGUUGUCGGAGUUCAAAAAACUUUCUUCUGAUGAUUUGGCCUUUUUCAAGUCUAUCAUGUCAGACAGUGAAAUCCUGCAGGCUACUGCAGAUGAAGACCUGGCCUUAUUCAAUGAGGACUGGAUGCGUAAAUACAAAGGUCAAUCGAAGUUGGUGUUGAGACCAAAGUCUGUCAGCCAGGUUUCGCAAAUAUUGAAGUACUGUAACGAUAACAAACUCGCGGUUGUCCCUCAAGGUGGUAACACGGGCCUUGUUGGCGGAUCGGUGCCAGUUUUUGACGAAAUAGUCCUGAGUCUCACUCAAAUCAACAAAAUUCGUGACUUUGAUCCUGUAAGUGGUAUUUUGAAGUGCGACGCCGGUGUAAUUCUGGAAAAUGCCGACUCUUUCUUGGCGGAAAAGGGCUACAUUUUCCCCAUGGAUCUGGGAGCAAAGGGCUCGUGCCAUGUCGGUGGUAUUGUGGCGACUAAUGCCGGCGGUUUGAGGCUGCUGCGCUACGGCUCGUUGCACGGCACCGUUUUGGGCCUCGAAGUCGUUUUGCCCGAUGGUAAGAUUCUAAAUUCCAUGGACGCUCUACGAAAGGACAAUACCGGUUACGACCUAAAGCAACUGUUUAUCGGAUCCGAGGGCACCAUUGGUGUUAUCACGGGUGUGUCAAUCUUAACACCUCCACGUCCAAAAGCUGUCAACGUCGGCUUUCUCGGAGUUGGUAGUUACGAAGCAGUCCAAGAAGUUUUUGUGAAAGCUAAGCAAGAGCUUUCUGAAAUUCUGUCAGCAUUUGAGUUCAUGGACCUCAAGUCUCAAACGCUAGCCAAACAGCACUUGAAGGAUGUGAGCCAUCCUCUUGACGACGAGUACCCAUUCUACGUUUUGAUUGAAACUUCGGGUUCCAACAAAGAACACGAUGACGCCAAGCUGGAGGCUUUCCUUGAGAAAGCUAUGGAAGAAGGAACUGUCCUUGACGGUGUGGUAGCACAAGAUGAGACUGAACUACGAAACUUGUGGGAAUGGAGAGAAUCGAUUCCUGAAUCGAGCCAAGCCGGCGGGGGAGUCUACAAGUACGAUGUUUCUCUACCACUCAAAGAGCUGUACUCCCUUGUGGAUGCUGCCAACGAAAGGCUGGCCGAAAAGGGUCUAUCAAGCACUUCUGACCCUACCAAACCCGUCAUCAGUGCCAUCGGAUACGGCCACGUCGGUGACGGCAAUUUGCACUUGAAUGUUGCUGUGAGAGAGUAUUCCAAGGAGGUGGAGAAAGUAUUGGAGCCAUUCGUUUACGAAUUCGUGUCUUCUAAGCACGGAUCUAUCAGUGCUGAGCACGGACUUGGCUUUCAAAAGAAGAACUACAUAGGCUACUCCAAGAAUGACCAGGAGAUAGCCAUGAUCAAAGAGCUCAAGAAUCUCUACGAUCCAAACGCUAUUCUGAAUCCUUACAAAUAUGUUUAA